Messenger RNA from Alternaria alternata, 1030 nucleotides. RefSeq lists its product as hypothetical. The transcript is spliced from 5 exons. The coding region runs from base 139 to 741 and encodes 200 amino acids. Gene Ontology annotation, molecular function: GTP binding; GTPase activity. Gene Ontology annotation, biological process: small GTPase-mediated signal transduction. The record is from RefSeq and is a predicted model, not a curated record. NCBI's taxonomy places the organism in Eukaryota, Fungi, Ascomycota, Dothideomycetes, Pleosporales, Pleosporaceae.
GUCGCGUGCCUCGUCGCUAGCACUGCCUCAAUCGCUCGCGCAUUGUUCGCCCACCGGCCGCUUAGAACCUGGACUCAAGUCUAACGGGUGGUGUUUCACCAUCCAUAUCCGCGAAACAAGUCCCAGUCUACCUUCACCAUGGUCGUUGCGACAAUCAAGUGCGUCGUCGUCGGCGACGGUGCGGUCGGAAAGACAUGUCUUCUUAUCAGUUAUACCACCAACAAGUUUCCCUCGGAAUACGUUCCUACUGUCUUCGACAACUACGCCGUGACCGUCAUGAUCGGUGAUGAGCCAUACACCCUCGGUCUUUUCGAUACUGCCGGACAGGAAGAUUAUGACCGCCUGCGACCUCUGUCAUACCCCCAAACCGACGUCUUUCUCGUCUGCUUCUCCGUAACUUCGCCCGCUUCCUUUGAGAACGUCCGCGAGAAAUGGUUUCCCGAAGUACAUCACCACUGCCCGGGCGUGCCCUGCCUUAUUGUCGGCACACAAGUAGAUCUUAGGGAGGACGCUGCAGUAAAAGACAAGCUCUCAAAACAGAGGAUGGCACCCGUGAAGAAGGAGGAUGGUGAAAAGAUGGCGCGAGAGCUGGGCGCGGUCAAGUACGUCGAGUGUUCGGCGUUGACUCAAUAUAAGCUCAAGGAUGUAUUUGAUGAGGCUAUCGUGGCAGCACUUGAACCACCAGCAGCGAAGAAAGAGGGCGGCGAGAGGAAGAAGGGCAAAAAAUGUAUUGUCCUCUGAGAUGCUUGACCGGCUGUUGCGUUCGUACGAUCGCAUGCUGGGAGCAUUGGUUUGCAGAUAUUCUUUGAUUAGGCGUGAAUCUUUUGGAUACCUCUCGAACUCCGGCGCCAUUGUGGGUAGCGUUCUCUUUCAUCAACUAUCAACUUGUUCAUUUCUACUAUACGUCUUUUCUCUCGGCCUCGGCCAAUUGCAACAUAACGUUCAGCACACAGCAGGCAGACACGUCGUGGUUGUUGACGAGAGAUAGCGAACGGUGCGGAAGCUAGAACGGGGCAUUGUGCGUUCGGUA